ACAGAGGUAACCCAUCUCUCUCAGUAUAUUCAACCAUUUGACAAAUUUACUCGUAGAGAAAAAUCCUAAAUAAGAUUAGUCAUCUAAAAGUCCCAUCACCCAUUCAAUUUUAAGAUUAUUGGGACAAGUCAUUUCAAUUAACACUGUAGCAGUAUAUAUAAUGUAAGGCUAGAAGUUUCUUGUAUAUUUGGAGACUCUGGGCUUUCGUAGUCUUUGUAUAUGUGCUUAUCCACAAUUUUUAUUUAGGAAAUCAAAAGCGAUAAUCUUAGAGGUUGAAAGCGAUUUGAGAGGUCAAUAGUUAGUGACUAGCAAAGUAGAUUUUUUUCUUUUCGAUUAAUAGAAGACAAUUUAUACAUUUCCCCAAGUUAGAAUUUUUGUGGAUGGAAGAUUUUCCUGGUAAAGAUUAUUUCCUUGGAGAGGAAGAUAGUUAAAAACUCAAAGAAGGGCUUCAAUUAGAUCCUCUUGCUUGCUAUCAUUCCAAACUUGGAGAUAAGAGAAAGCUGACCCCUGGUUUGCUUAUCUGUAGGAUCCCCUGGGGAAGCUGCUGGUGGUGGUUUUUACAGGCAUUUCAAAUACCAUUUUCUAUGGUUCUUUGGCUGUUCUGAUUCUAAUUGAUGUUGGAGGGGUUCACUGAGGAUUAAGCUCCUCAAUCAUGGAAGGUCUUUGUGAAACACCAGAAAAUGGUAAAGUAGCAGAUCCCGACCUUCGGAAUAUUCAGUACUUGCCAUCCUCUACCGGAUUAUCAUUACUUUGGUUUGAUAUGAGAGUCUUCUAUGUUAGAGUCAGCAAAUUUCAGGUUGAUGAUUCAACCCCCGAGUUUCUGACUCUCAAUCAUAUCCCCUUAGACCCUGACACCCUUUUGGAAGUUAAUGGCAUUAGAAGCAGCAUAUACUCUGAUGGGGUCUCUAUACUCCUUAGAAGGGAUCGUGUAGAUAAGAGAUCGGAAGAAGUCACCUUUGUGAGCACAGAUAAUGUUAGGCUGACAGGAAGUGUGAAAUUUGAGGUGUUUGAUAAAAAGGAUCUUAUUCUCUCUGGUAUUUUGGAAAUGUCUAGUAGUAAUGGCUUCAUUGGGGAAUCGAAAAAUAACAUGAAGCAAUGGAGUAUGAAUUGUGAAUCAAAUAUCACAUCUGGCAGGGGUUUCCUGAAGGGAAAGCUCAUUUCUUCUCCCAAAUUAUCACCACCAACCAUUGAGGUUUAUGUUGCGGGGUGUUUUUCUGGGAAACCAAUCAUCUUGACCAAAACAUUGCAACUUAAUUACCGGAAGAAGCAUAAUCGGAAGGGAACAUUAGAUGCAAUCCCGGAAUACGAGAGCACUGAAUGCCAGAAAGAUAUGUCACCUGAACUUGAUAUGCAGUUUUCAGAAUACAGAAACUACAAACCACCAAACGAAGAAGACUACAGUAAUAUUUUCUGGAGGAGGACAGAGUACAUGGAUGGCGAAGAUGGUGAGCUCUCAUGGUUCAAUGCAGGUGUAAGGGUUGGUGUAGGGAUCGGUCUUGGUGUUUGUCUUGGCGUCGGUAUAGGAGUUGGAUUGUUGGUUCGUACUUACCAAGCUACCACUCGAAGCUUCAAAAGGCGGCUUAUCUGAGCCCUUGCAUCUAAAUCGGUAUUACAGCCCGCUCUGUUGAGAUCCAAAAGCAUUAACGCCAUCUUGUAUACAAGGAUGCAUCAUUCAGUACAGAUUUUGACUGAGUAGCUCCCCGCGCUGCUUUGCAAUUAGUUUGUUAGAUAGUUUUAUUACUGCUAUUGGGAAGUAAAUGAUUGUUUAGGUAUUACAUGUUAAAGCCUGUAUGACUUGUAUUUCCCUGUAUAUAACUCUGCUUUUGAGGCAACUGAUGUGUGUUCUGUUUUCAUGGUAAAAAAAAAAAAAAAAGUACACUUAGUUUUUGUACAA
Molecule: messenger RNA, 1894 nt
Organism: Gossypium arboreum
Lineage: Eukaryota; Viridiplantae; Streptophyta; Magnoliopsida; Malvales; Malvaceae
Exons: 4
Coding region: 653-1588 (311 amino acids)
Molecular function (GO): phosphoglycerate dehydrogenase activity
Source: RefSeq, a predicted model, not a curated record